UAGGGGAUUGGGAGAUAGGUUUCAGGUCUAAAUCUUUUGCCAUGGCAAAUGCCGUUUCGAUUUCUUCUGCCGUUCUUCCUCCACCCUGUCUACUCACCUCUAAGACCUGCUAUGCUUCGGUAUCCGGAGCUCGCGUGUGCGUAGGCGCUGGUUCUCCUCCACGUACUUCGUCUGGUUCAUUUUCUCAAAGACCUAGCCAGCGAAGAGCAUUAUCUGAGUCACGGUUACAUAAAAGACGUGCGAAUGUUGUCGUUUCGAGCGUCCCAGACGAUUUUUCCUCGCUAACGGACGAGGAUUGGCUGGCGAAGCUUCCAGACGAGUCAUCCCCGCUAUUCACGUGCAGCUUACCGUCGAUCGAGGCGUGGCUCCGAUCGUUAGGGUUUCAACAAUCAUCCGCGAAGCCCGAGUUCUGGCGUGUUGAGCGGAGCGAUUGGCAUGCGGAGCUGGUCACGGAUGUGACUGAUGUAGUUGUUCGGUAUCUGAAGAGCGGUCCUGGCAAUCUGGGCAGGGACAUUGAGCGGAAGUUCAGCUACUCUCUCAGCAGAGAGGACGUGGAGAAAGCAAUCCUUGACGGCCCUUGAGAGAUUAUGCUGGAUUAUUUGAUAAUCCGUUCAGAUCCUUUAAGGUUUGUACUUUGGUGAGAUGUUUCGUGAUAUCAGAGUUAACGAAUGAGUAGAAUGAGAGAUACAAGGUGGGUGUGUACAAGUUUGUUAUACCCUCUAAGAGCAUGCACCUAUCUAGCCUUUAAUAACAGAUACAAAUAUGUUUGACACACCCCCUAGUCUAGAUGAUGGGCUGUGCUUGACAAGAGACACGUAGCUCAGGGUGGCACUAUUAUCUCAGAGUAGAAAAGUUGGCUAAGGGGUAUUGUCUAAGGG
This is a messenger RNA of Closterium sp. NIES-67, 878 nucleotides long. The record is from the annotation of a GenBank genome assembly. NCBI's taxonomy places the organism in Eukaryota, Viridiplantae, Streptophyta, Zygnematophyceae, Desmidiales, Closteriaceae.